AUGCCAGAGCUGUUCAACCCGAUCGGCGAGAAGGCCGAGAAAGUCGCCCCGGCGGCCUUUCCCAAUGGGACAGCGCCCGACGAGGAGGAGAGGGUGGUCGAGGAGAUUGAGUCCCUCUGCAUGAACUGUGAGGAAAAUGGCGUAACACGUCUCCUCCUGACCAAGAUCCCCUAUUUCCGCGAAAUCAUCAUCAUGUCAUUUUCGUGCGACAAGUGCGGCUUCCACAAUAACGAGAUCCAACCCGCCGGUACUUUUCAACUCAAGGGCGCUCGUUACGAGCUCCGGUUAACCGCCAUGCCCGAUUUCGAGCGCCAGGUCGUCAAGUCGGACACGGCCACCGUCAAGUUCAUCGAGCUGGAUGUGGAGGUUCCGGCUGGCAAGGGCCAGCUCACAAAUGUAGAGGGGCUCUUGACGACCGUCAUCGACGACCUCGAAUACGGCCAAGAGAAGCGAAAAGAGGAAGCACCAGAGGUGUACGCCAAGAUCGAGGAGAUCAUUGCCAAGGCCAGGAAAAUGCUUGCCGGCGAGGCAUUCCCCUUCCGUGUUUCCGUCGACGAUCCGGCUGGCAACUCGUUCAUCGCCCCUGACAUGCGCGACGGCGUGGGCAAGUGGGAAAAGCGGGAAUACAUUCGAACGCCCGAGCAGAACGCAGCGCUUGGUCUAGCCGACACGGUUACCACAGACCUCGACGAGAAAGGAGACAUCAUUCCCGACCAGGUCUACCAGUUCCCCGCCUCAUGCCCCGGCUGCCUGCACCCGUGCACGACCAACAUGAAGAUGGUCGACAUCCCUCACUUCCGGCAGGUCGUUAUCAUGAACACGUCGUGCGACGACUGCGGGUACAAGUCUAACGACGUUAAGACGGGUGGCGAGAUCCCCGAGAAGGGCAAGAAGGUGACGCUUCGCGUCAAGACACAAGAGGACCUUGCCCGCGACAUCCUCAAGAGCGAGAGCUGCUUCCUUGAGUGCCCUGAGCUCAGCCUAUCGGUCAACCCAGGCACCCUCGGCGGCCGCUUCACCACCGUCGAAGGCCUGCUGACGCAGGUGCGUGACGACUUGCACAACCAGAUUUUUGAGGCCGAUGCCGACGCCGAAGCGACCGCCCGCAAGAACGACUCUCUCGCCCCCGAUGAGAAGAAGCGGUGGGAGGAGUUCUUUGACAACCUGAGUUCUGCCGUCAAGGGCGAGAAGGAGUUUACCAUUGUCCUCACCGACCCCCUGGCGAGCAGCUAUGUCCAGAGCCUGGCGGACGAUCCCAGCCAGCCGGAUGAGCAGAUGAGGGUGGAGGAGUAUGAGCGGACAGAUGAGGAGGAGGAAGAAUUGGGGUUGAAGGAUAUGAAGACGGAAGGGUACGAGGAAGAUGCGGAGAAGGGUACAGAGAAGGAGGAAAGAACAUGA
This is a messenger RNA of Parathielavia appendiculata, 1398 nucleotides long. RefSeq names its product zf-ZPR1-domain-containing protein. Gene Ontology annotation, cellular component: nucleus; cytoplasm. Bases 1 to 1398 code for a protein of 465 amino acids. The record is from RefSeq and is a predicted model, not a curated record. Gene Ontology annotation, molecular function: zinc ion binding. NCBI's taxonomy places the organism in Eukaryota, Fungi, Ascomycota, Sordariomycetes, Sordariales, Chaetomiaceae. The transcript has 2 exons.